AUUGGUUUUUUUAAUUAUUAAGAAUUUUAUUAGACCGCGUUAUCUAACAAGGAAGUAAACUGUCGUAAAACGAAACGGCACUGUUAGUAACAUAACAAACGUCAAUCGCUUCGCGAGUUCGCGAGACAUUUCUAAUUUGAUAACAAAAACUAAUUGAAACAACAAUAAAAUUAUGUUUUCCUGAUAAAAGCAAGACUCAAUACCAUAAGUGUAUAUCGUACCACCGUUUGUGAUGCAUUUGAUACAUAGUUAAUAAGUGAUUUUAGUUAAUUCCUCGUGUUAUUACAAACCAAUCAGGAGUAUCAGUGGCAAUGUAUACACUGUGGCACAAGCGCGGAAUAUAACGUUGUGGAAGGAACUCCCUGGACCGGUUCAGCCCUUCGUAUGGCCUAUCGGCACCUUGAUUCCAGCAGGCUACAAAAUGACUGACUACAAUGUUAGGAUAGCGGCGGAAUCUCUGCUGGGAGGCAGUUCGCAGUAUAGGACAUUAUCUCAUUCACAAUCUGUCAACCUGGUGACAGAGGACCUAGUGGCAGGCCACCGGCCAGAUGGCAGGAUGUCCACUGUCAGGCGGUUUUUCUGUCUGUUCGUUACCUUCGAUCUGCUGUUCACGAGUCUCAUGUGGCUCAUAUGUGUUAUGAUGAAAGGCGAGACGCUAGAGCAGAUACUAAACAGAGAAAUAGUACAUUAUAACAUUAAAGUGUCUCUAUUCGACAUAGUUCUGGUGGCGAUAUGUAGAUUUUUCUUAUUGCUAUUAUUCUACGGCGUGCUGUAUAUACAUAACUGGAGUGUUAUAGCGCUCACCACGUCAGGAACGUGUGCCUUUUUAAUAGCAAAAGUUUUUGUAUACGAUUGGCCGAACGCGGCAGAACCAGUGUUCCAAGUAUUCUUAAUCCUGGCAUCAUUCACGCUGUCCUGGGGCGAGGCCUGGUUCCUGGACUUCCGGGUGCUCCCCCAGGAGCUGCAGGCCAAGCAGAUCAUAGAAGCUAUAGCAGGCCAUCACAACCAGAGCUCAGAACGGACGCCGCUCUUACCCGGCAAGCCCCAAGGCGUGGCGUCCACCGUCGGCGAGUCUACUGCCCAUUGGUUUUCACCAGUUGAUUCCCCUGCCGGCACCCCUCGGCCUGGGAUACAUCAGCUAAUACUUACACAAGAGCAGAUAGACGAAUACAAACGGAUGGCAGAAGAGAGUAUGCAGCAAGCCUACAAAGUGAUCACACUGCCGAACUGGAAGUUUGAGAAGCGCGGCGUUACCAAGGGGGACAUCGUGGAAACGAGACAGACGGAGACCUUUGGAAAAGUGUACCGGUUUACUGGUCUAGUAGACUGCCCUGCGGAGUUCCUGUUUAGGGAGUUCAAAGAGAACGUCACCAAACUACCGGACUGGAACCCAACCAUACUACGAAGUGAACUUAUCAAGGAGGUUGGGUCAGGCAUCGACCUGUCGUACCAGGUGACGGCGGGCGGCGGGCGCGGGGUCAUCACGCCGCGCGACUUCGUCAUCCUGCGGCGGUGCGCGCCGCUCAACAAACAGGGUAUGGUGGUGGAAUCGGACCCCUACAGCUACAUCAGCAGCGGGGUCAGCGUCACGGUGCCCGGGUAUCCCCCCAACAAGGAAUUCGUCAGGGGAAACAACAAAGUGGGUUGUUGGUACUUGAAGCCAGUCCUGGUGAGGAUGCCGGACGGUACGGAGACGUACCAGACGCAGUUCCAGUGGCUCAUGUGCUGUGAUCUCAAAGGUAAAAUCCCCCAGUUCGUGCUGGACGCCGCGUUCGCGACCGUGAUGCUGGACUACAUCGUGUACGUGCGGAAGUUCACGGCCGAGGCCAGGGCCAAAGGCUUGUUCUAACUCUAAUGUUUUUAUCUUGUUCCUUCUUCUUGUACAUGAGAACGCAUGAUAAAUUAACCUUUUGACUGCCAAAGACUUCAAAUAGCGCGCGUUUCAGCCCAAUAUCAGCCUUCGUGCAUUGAGACAAGGUUCAUGAUGACGCGCCGCGGACGAUAAGCGUGGAGUAAAGAUUAAACAAAUGCGUGUCUGACUGUUAUGGGACUUCUUACUUACAUAAAAAAAAAACAGAUUGGGACAGACAAAUGAACAUGACAACCAUAUAUCAUUAUCGCGGGAGAAAAAACAAGAAACACAUGUAACAGAAUGUCUAUUUUGAAUGAAUGUGUGUAGCGAGUUGUGCUUCAUAUCUGGCAUGAAGUUUUCCUUGGAAAAAGUUAAUCAAUCUCGUAUUUUCACUAUGUAAACGCUUUCCUAUGAGGCAACGCGUCAACUUGAAUAAUAAGUAACUAAUGUAUUUAAUUUUUAUGUCAGUAUUUACUGCUUAAAGUAUUUCAUUUUGAUUUUAGUUAUAAAUAAACUAAAUUUCAUGUAAUAUUUCUACUGCUACAUUUUGAACUCAUAGGUAGGUAGAAACGUUUACAUGUACAGUCAGAUGCAGAGAAACGUGAC
Molecule: messenger RNA, 2458 nt
Organism: Cydia pomonella (codling moth)
Lineage: Eukaryota; Metazoa; Arthropoda; Insecta; Lepidoptera; Tortricidae
Gene: Start1
Product: steroidogenic acute regulatory protein-like
Exons: 14
Coding region: 422-1849 (475 amino acids)
Molecular function (GO): lipid binding
Source: RefSeq, a predicted model, not a curated record